AUGUGCGAUUUUCCACCUCCUUCUCAUCCUUAUCUCAGUGAGGAUUACUGGAGAAAGAAAUUCGAGAAGCACUUGAAAGUCGAAUGGAAACCAUUUUUCAAGUCGACCGUUCAACCAAAUAGCUUUGAUGAAUCAUUUAUGCAUUAUAUUUCUACCAAGGUGUGCCAAAAUUUUGUUCUACACAAUUGUAAACCACAAGUUGAAGAGUCAGUUUCGAGCGUGGUUGAGCAAUGUCCUGAGGAGAUCUUGAACGAUUUGAAGCAAUUGGAUCUAAAAACAGUUUACGAUAAGGUGUUAAGAGAAAUCAUCGGAUGGAAAAUUAUGAUAAUUGAAGUAGAGUCUAAUAUGCAAGAAUUCGAAAACCAAGGAAUUCGUGAAAAAUGGCCGGAGCGCUUAUCAAUGUGGCUGCAUAAACAAAUAGAAGAUACCAGUGAAACUAUUAUGUUGAUGGAUCGACGCCCCUACGAUCCGACCAAGAGUGAGAUUGAUAAAAUUACCAAACAUAUGGACGAAGUUAUAAGACAUUCUGAAAACUUGGCACGUAUUCAAAACGGAGGAAACACCUACGAGUACUUGAGAAGGAAGCCCUGCCUAGACUUGUUGGACAAUGCUCUACAGUGCAUGAAAAUUCGAACAGCCCUGCUUGGAGCAUCGAUUGAGGUUGUUAAAGUUCAUGCUGCUCGCUUUCCAGAGCCCUUCAGACCUUCUGAUUUUGCUGCACCAAUUGAUGAAAUUCUUGAAAAAAUUGAGGCAGCUCGAAGAAGAUGGAGCAUCAAGUAUACUAAUAAUCAAUCCCUGAAGUAUUCAGAAACAGCCAAUUAUUUCUUGAAGCUAGUUUCUCUUCAGUUCGUUAUGAUGAAGAAAAGCGAGGAGGAAUUCAGGGAGAAUUGGCAUAAUCGUCCCGAUUAUAAUGUUUAUGAGGAACAUCAGAAAACUAUCGAUGCAAUGCGACAGGUCACAAAAACGGCUUUUAUUCUACACGAAACUAGAAUGACCUUGGUGGAGAUUUUUUUGCCGGAUCAAAUAGAAACGUUGAAGCUGGAAAUCAAAGAAAUUGAGGACAGAGCUAAUGAAGAGUAG
Messenger RNA from Caenorhabditis briggsae, 1080 nucleotides. NCBI's taxonomy places the organism in Eukaryota, Metazoa, Nematoda, Chromadorea, Rhabditida, Rhabditidae. Bases 1 to 1080 code for a protein of 359 amino acids. The transcript has 5 exons. The record is from RefSeq and is a predicted model, not a curated record.